Musa acuminata AAA Group (dessert banana) is the source of this 1113-nucleotide messenger RNA. RefSeq lists its product as uncharacterized. Bases 455 to 1072 code for a protein of 205 amino acids. Lineage: Eukaryota; Viridiplantae; Streptophyta; Magnoliopsida; Zingiberales; Musaceae. The transcript has 4 exons. The record is from RefSeq and is a predicted model, not a curated record.
UUUCUGGAUCUGUUGCGCGUACGCGGAUUCCUCGGUUCUGGGAUUGUCUCCAAUGACUACCGCAUACGUUGCCGUCUGAUUCCCAAACCACAACCGUCCGAUAGAGCAUCACAGGUGGGAUCUACCUACCGUUCGGUGGCAUUUCGUUAGCUCAUCGAUCUUAAAUUGGACAGCUCCGUUGCGCGUACGCGGAUUCCUCGGUUGUAGGAUUGCCUCCAAUGGCUACCGCAUACCUCAGUCCGAUACCGACAUCAGAGCCGUCCAAUAGAGCAUCACAGGUGGGAUCGACGGUUCGGAUGCUUAAUUCUAACGUAUUUACUAGAAUACCCUCGUCUCCGUGUAGCAUAAAAUGAUGGUCGACGGGGAGUUGGGCAGGUGACCGGACCCCCAAAUCAUCACCUCCAGGCAUCUCUCCCGAGGGAUCCCGCAGGAGUGCUAUUUGAGGAUUGAAGCAAUGGCCUUCGAUCAAACCACAAGUAUUGCACUCUCUGUGCUUUUUCUUGGGUCCGUGUCCUUCGCAUUUGGUAUAGUUGCAGAAAACAAAAAGCCUGCUUUCGGCACUCCAAUCCAAGGAAAGGAUGUUAUUAUCUGCAAUUUCCCAGAUGAUCCAACAGUGCUACUGGGAACUUCGUCUGUUGUCGCACUCAUUCUAGCUGCCGUAGCAGGCCAUGUUGCCAUUUACUUUCCCUACAAAGGCAAGUCUGUUCCAAGUAAUGCUUUGUUCCAGAACACCAUCUUGCUUCCAUUCUUCAUCGUUGCAGAAGGUGUUACAUUUAUAGCUCUGGCCAUGCUGGUGUGGACUACCGUCUCCGAAGGCCUUCACAGAUCUCGCAAUGUCCACCAUGAUCUCACUACACGGUGCCCUACUGCUAAGACUGGUCUCUUUGGUGGCGGUGCUUUCCUGGCCCUCGACGCUGCUAUCUUCUGGCUCAUCUGUCAGAUGUUGACGAUGAACGCAAGAUCCGAUUACUUUAAUGAGGAUGAUCCUAUAGGUGAGUAUGGAGAGUUUAACAGCGUCACUGACAUGGAGAGCAUCCAACAGCUUAGAUGUGAAUGCGAAGUUGCACUGUAACAUGUAGUAGUUGAUGACAGACUUGUUUUCCUCUGUGAAUA